Molecule: messenger RNA, 2817 nt
Organism: Mesorhabditis belari
Lineage: Eukaryota; Metazoa; Nematoda; Chromadorea; Rhabditida; Rhabditidae
Source: the annotation of a GenBank genome assembly
AUGGGUGUUCCAGCAUUCUUUCGAUGGCUGACCAAGAAGUACCCCUCAACGAUUGUCAACGCUAAUGAAGAACGGAAGAGAGAUGUCGAUGGAAAGAGGAUACCGAUAGAUUGUACACAACCGAACCCAAAUUUUCAGGAAUUUGAUAAUCUCUACUUGGAUAUGAAUGGAAUCAUUCAUCCGUGUACUCAUCCUGAAGAUAGGCCAGCGCCCAAAAACGAAGAUGAGAUGUUUGUGUUGAUAUUCGAGUACAUCGAUCGAAUUUUCUCAAUUGUACGACCAAGGAAACUUCUUUAUAUGGCAAUUGAUGGUGUGGCGCCGAGAGCUAAGAUGAAUCAGCAAAGGAGUCGACGUUUUCGAGCAUCAAAAGAAGCGGUGGAAAAACAAAUGGAAAUUGAUGAAGUCCGAAAACGAUUAGAUGCUGAAGGCAUUCCUCUACCACCAAAGAAAGCACCGGAAAGCCAUUUUGACAGCAACUGCAUAACCCCUGGAACUCCAUUCAUGGCUAGAUUAGCUGAUGCUCUACGUUAUUACAUUCACGAUCGUCUCACUAACGAUCCAGCUUGGCACAAUAUUCAAGUCAUCCUUUCUGAUGCCAACGCUCCUGGGGAAGGCGAACACAAAAUUAUGGACUUUGUUAGACGUCAGAGAGCUAACCCAGCUCACAAUCCGGAUACGGUUCAUUGUUUAUGCGGGGCAGAUGCUGAUUUAAUUAUGCUUGGACUCGCGACUCAUGAAAACAAUUUUAACAUUAUAAGAGAAGAGUUUGUGCCAAAUCAACAACGCCCGUGCGAACUUUGUGGAAAAUAUGGACAUGAACUCAAGGGUUGCAAAGGGCUCGAAGAUAAUGAAACCGGGGAAAAAGCUGCCGAUGACGCAGAUCCGCUUCAAAAGGAGAAAAACUUCAUCUUUCUUCGGAUACCUGUGCUGAGGGAAUAUCUGGAAAAGGAGUUAACGAUGCCGAAUCUACCAUUCAAAUGGGAGUUUGAAAGGGCAAUUGACGAUUGGGUGUUUUUGUGCUUUUUCGUCGGUAACGAUUUCCUCCCCCAUUUGCCUUCACUUGAAAUUCGAGAAGGCGCCAUAGAUCGUUUGAUACGUCUCUACAAAGACAUGGUCUAUAAAAUGAAAGGAUAUCUAACACAUGAUGGCUCAGUUUAUUUGGAGCGGGUCGAAAUGAUAAUGAAAGGAUUGGGCGAAGUUGAAGAUGAGAUUUUCAAGCGGAGACAACAAAAUGAAGAGCGCUACAAAGCUCAACAGAAAGCCAGGAAGGUUGCUGGAAACCAAGGAGGACGUCCAGCCGCUCGUCCUGCAUACAUACCAGGGCAUGGCAGCUUAUUGGAACCGACAGCACAGCCGAUGAAUUUAUCCGGAUCCCAAACUCGGCAACUUGCUCAUGACGCCCGCGUUGAAGCUAUGCGACACACGGAGAAUGAAGAAGCUGCGAAGCGGUUGAAGGCAAUGAUGAAAGGUGGAAACGAAGACCAAUCAAGUCCAAAUAGCCGAAAAAGAAAAGCUGAUACUUCAAUUAACCCCUAUGAGGAAGAGGAAGAAACCGAACCGGCUGAUGAAAUUCGCUUGUACGAAAGUGGAUGGAAGGACAGGUAUUAUCGAGCCAAAUUUGAUGUUGGUGGGGAUGAUUACGAUUUUCGCAAAAAAGUUGCUUGGGCAUACGUCGAAGGAUUAUGCUGGGUUUUACAAUAUUACUAUCAGGGUUGUGCUUCAUGGGAUUGGUAUUUUCCAUACCAUUAUGCUCCAUUCGCUUCAGAUUUUGAUACAGUAUCGCAAUUCAAACUUGACUUCUCAGGAAAAACUAGGCCAUUCAGGCCACUUGAACAGUUGAUGAGCGUUUUCCCUGCUGCUAGCAAGCAACAUUUACCGGAGAAAUGGCAGCUAUUGAUGACUGAAGACAGUUCACCUAUAAUCGACUUCUAUCCAGUCGACUUCCGCAUUGACCUGAAUGGUAAAAAGUUUGCAUGGCAAGGUGUUGCGUUACUUCCAUUUGUGGACGAAAAACGACUUUUAAAUACGCUCCAAACGGUUUACCAAACUUUGACAGACGAGGAGAACGCGCGCAACACUACAGGGCCGAAUCGACUGUUUGUAUCAACUCGCCAUCCCGUUUAUGCGCUGUUCAAGGAGCUCUAUGAUGUGGAAUCUGAUGGAAUUGAUGUGGAUACAACAUUGACAAAUGGAAUGAGCGGUCGCAUAAUGUCAGAUGGAACAGUGACCAUGCCGGGUACAACUUUUACUUCACCGGUUAUGGCCAACGAGUGUCCGGAUUUGCCGGUAAACAAUGCGAUCAACGUUAUUUUUGACGAUCCAGAUUAUCCAGAAGGGUUCGUUUUCCCUGCCACGCGUCUAGAAAAAGCAUCUGAAUUGCCAAAAACAUUGAAGCCGGGAGAUUGGAACGAAAGUCGGGACGGCCGGUAUCGACCUCAAGUUGGCUUUUCACGGGAUACACCACGAGCUCACUUAGAUCAAUCGGGUCAUCGACAUAUUCGACAUGAACUUGGCUCUGGAUAUAACCCUCAAAAUACAAAUUUCAACCCAAACUAUCGUGGUCGAGGAGGUGGAGGCUACCGUGGAGGACCUGGUGGGUUUGGUGGAAACAAUGGUAAUAACUAUGAACGACACGAAGGUGGUGGUUAUGGUGGCGGUGGAUAUCGCAAUCAACAGCAAAGUUAUGAUAAUGGUGGCUAUGGAGGAAAUAAUUACAACUCUCGAGGUUAUCGUGGUAAUCGCGGAUUCAACGGUGGUGGUCGAGGCGAUCGCAACGGUCCUCCACGUGGCGGCAACAACUAUUCAAGCAAUUGGCGU